UGCCCGCCGGCCCUCGCCGCUCCCCUCUAUGCGGCCGUAGGGAACGCGGCGCGGCACGGCUCACCAUGUCGAUGCUCCCGACUUUUGGCUUCACCCAAGAGCAAGUGGCCUGCGUCUGCGAGGUGCUCCAGCAAGGCGGCAACAUAGAGCGGCUGGGGCGGUUCCUCUGGUCCCUCCCUGCCUGCGAGCACCUCCACAAGAACGAGAGCGUCCUGAAGGCCAAGGCGGUGGUGGCCUUCCACCGGGGCAACUUCCGCGAGCUCUACAAGAUCCUGGAGAGCCACCAGUUCUCGGCGCACAACCACCCCAAGCUGCAGCAGCUCUGGCUGAAGGCGCACUACAUCGAGGCGGAGAAGCUGCGGGGGCGACCCCUAGGGGCGGUGGGCAAGUACCGGGUGCGCCGCAAGUUCCCGCUGCCCCGCUCCAUCUGGGACGGCGAGGAGACCAGCUACUGCUUCAAGGAGAAGAGCCGCAGCGUCCUCCGAGAGUGGUACGCCCACAACCCCUACCCGUCCCCCCGCGAGAAGAGGGAGCUGGCCGAGGCCACCGGUCUCACCACCACCCAGGUCAGCAACUGGUUCAAGAACCGCCGGCAGCGGGACCGCGCCGCCGAAGCCAAGGAAAGGGAAAACAACGAGAAUUCCAACUCCAACAGCCACAAUCCGCUCUCGGCGUCAAUGAACGGGAAUAAGACAGUUCUGGGGAGCUCAGAGGACGAGAAGACGCCGUCAGGGACCCCGGAUCACACCUCCUCCAGCCCCGCGCUGCUGCUCAGUUCCAACCCCGGGCUGCAGCCCCUUCACAGCCUGGGCCACCCCCAGGGCCCCAGCGCCAUCCCCGUGCCCAGCGCCGAUUCCAUGCACCACCACAGCUUGCAGGACUCCAUUCUCAACCCCAUGUCAUCUAACUUGGUCGAUCUGGGCUCUUAAAACCAUGUACACGCUCCCUCCUUCGCGCCAGACCUCCUUUACUCAAUUUUUUUUUUUUUUUCCCUUAAUCUUAUGAGGGACUUGGAAAGCAAUGACAAACACCUUAAUGGAUGUAUUGUGCCCUUUGGCAGCAGGCUGGCUGCAGGUUUGCAAGGCAGUGGACUCCGCUGCGGGUAGCUGAUGUUGCGAAAAGCCUUAAGGGUUGCUUACAGGCGUUUUCAGGCGAGUAAGGACUGUUAGACAGGAGCCGUGAUUUCCACGGCAGGCUGUAAGGCUGAUCGGUGCAGCAGCUCAUUUCAGCCUUAAUUUCACAAAUCCCUCAGUGGUGUCACUCGAUCGGGCCGGUCUGUGUGGGAAGAGGCACACUGUAAUAUUUUUAUUUUUUUCGGGGGGUGGGGAAGAAAGGGGAAUGCAAGGCUGCUCUUGCCUGUUUGAAAGUUACACAUCGCUCCCGUUAUUCUAUUGUAGUUAUGUAUCCGUGGCAGAUGUACGAUGUACAAUUUCAACUAAAAAUACAAAAGUUGUAGUCAAGAUAUAGCAGCAACAUGCGCUCUAGGCAGACUCUGUAACCUUCUUGUAGCUGAUGCUAUGCAGAGAGACAGCUUCUUUGGCCUUGUCCAUGUGGUGCUUUCGCCAUUUGCUGGGUGGGAAAGGAAGUGAUGGCCCGGCUCCGGCACGAAGGAAGGCAGAGGUAGAUUUUCCCUCGGUGUGCAAUGCGGGCUGGAGCGGGCUUUAAAAAGAAAACAGGAAUUGCUGCUCAAGUUUAGACCUAAACGACAGUAUCAACCGCAAGUCGCUCACCUUAGUUUUGUUUAUUGUUUAUAUUAUGUGAAUACAUUCUUUGGAAAAUAUUUCUGCUUUUAUUUUAUAAUAAAAUUUAGAAAUC
Pseudopodoces humilis (Tibetan ground-tit) is the source of this 1815-nucleotide messenger RNA. RefSeq names its product SIX homeobox 2 (gene SIX2). NCBI's taxonomy places the organism in Eukaryota, Metazoa, Chordata, Aves, Passeriformes, Paridae. The record is from RefSeq and is a predicted model, not a curated record. Gene Ontology annotation, cellular component: nucleus; transcription regulator complex. Gene Ontology annotation, molecular function: DNA-binding transcription factor activity, RNA polymerase II-specific; RNA polymerase II cis-regulatory region sequence-specific DNA binding. Gene Ontology annotation, biological process: regulation of transcription by RNA polymerase II.